Messenger RNA from Rotaria sp. Silwood1, 843 nucleotides. NCBI's taxonomy places the organism in Eukaryota, Metazoa, Rotifera, Eurotatoria, Philodinida, Philodinidae. The record is from the annotation of a GenBank genome assembly.
AUGAUUAACGAUAUUGAUGAAUUAGCAACAGCAACAACUAAAACAUUUCGCUUUAGUUCUGGUGACCUUAUAACUCUUGAAGAUGAUCAAAUUGAAAAAAUACCUUAUUUGACUGCUCUUGUUUCUUCUGCUCAUAGUUUUGAAUCAAUAUGUAAUAAAAAUGGUCAUUAUAAUCUUGAUCCACAUAUUGAAUUUAAACAGUUUUCUUUUGCUAUUCAAUCACUUUCAUUUCAUUCAGUUCGACAAUUAUUUACUCAUUUACCUAAACAAAAUAAUAUUAUAUCUAUUAUUGCACUUCUGGAUUUUCUUGGUAUUGGACCUCAACCAGAUCCUUCAUUGAAAGAAGUUGAUUCAAUUUUCUUUUCAAAUAUAGUAUAUAGUCCUUUGUUAGAAAAUUAUUUACAAAUAAUUCGACUACCUGAUAUUCAAGAUAUGACUGUUCGAUUUGCUAUUACCAUGGCUAAAGAAGAAUAUGAUUUUACUAAUCGUAAUGUAAUUGAUCAAAUACAUUGGUUUAUUAGGUUUAUUUUAAGUGCUUACAAAUUUUUCGGACCUCGUCUUCGUCAUCAUGUAUACAAAAUUGCUAAGCAUUGUUUUUCUCUAUUCAAACGUUCUCUAUUAAAAUUUCUUCGAAAACUUGUAUGGAAAGCAGAGAAAAAAAGACGAAAAUUUCUACUUCGUGCACGUUUAUAUCGUUCAUCGUCAUUGUCAAAAUCAGAUAUUAGUAAUCCACGUUUAUCAGCAAAUAAAUUUGAUUUACUUGAAGCAAAAGAAAUUGAACAUAAUCAUGGUAGUCUAUCACCUUGUCUUGAAUUACCAACUGACGAACCAUGUGAUAAUUAA